This is a messenger RNA of Diabrotica virgifera virgifera (western corn rootworm), 7923 nucleotides long. Its product is annotated as CD151 antigen. Gene Ontology annotation, cellular component: membrane. NCBI's taxonomy places the organism in Eukaryota, Metazoa, Arthropoda, Insecta, Coleoptera, Chrysomelidae. The coding region runs from base 264 to 974 and encodes 236 amino acids. The record is from RefSeq and is a predicted model, not a curated record. The transcript has 6 exons.
UGUAGUAGGAGAGCUAGCACGCAACAUAACAUUUCCAUACCGCUGGAGGUUAUUGGAACACCGUGAUUCAGUAGAGAGUGAAUGUGUUUGUUGCAUGAUACUUUCUUAAUUGUCACUAUCGUUGCGCUAGUAGUUACAAAACACAACAAAAACGAAGUUUAUCAGGUGCUAAAUUGGUGUACUAAGUACUUUUAAACUGCUUAAGUAGUUCCAGUUUUUGUGUCGUAUCGGCGGUACUUGGUGGGAAUAACUAAAGAGUCAAAAUGGGUUGGGGAUCGAAGUUGGAUGGAUGCGGAAAUUUUAUAAAAUACAGUUUGUUCAUCGUCAAUUUUAUAAUAUUUUUGGGCGGUGUUAUUGUUGUUGCAAUAGGAAUUUGGACAAUUGUUGACAAAUCGUUUGCAAAUGACUUACUGGGGACUAACUUGUACGCGGGAGCAGCCUAUAUUUUACUGGCCACGGGCAUUUUAGUAACGUUUAUAUCAUGCCUAGGAUGUUGGGGAUCAGUCAAAGAAGUCCGGUGUAUGCUGGUUAUAUACUUUAUCAUAAUUUUCCUAAUAUUCGUCACGAUGCUUGUUGGAGGAAUUUUGGGAUACGUUUUCCGUGGAAAGAUUGAUCAGACUAUCAGACUUGGAAUGGAAAGUUCUCUUCGUGAUUAUGGACAAAUGAAAGAAAUCACAAACGCCUGGGACGAAACUCAAACUAGACUGAAAUGCUGCGGAAUUUAUGACUACAAGGAUUGGCAGAAUAAUAUUCCUACAUCUUGUUGUAAACAGACAAGUAAUGGUAAUCGAGUCUCUUGUAACAGUGUCCUUGGCAAUAACGAAUUCACUAUUUACGAAAGAGGUUGCCUUAAUGUUACCAAAGAUUAUGUCAAGGCACAUGCUGUUGUUAUUGGCACCGCUGGAGUUGUCGUUGCAUGCCUUAUGAUCCUCGGGAUGAUAUUCUCAUGCUACUUGUUCAAAUCAAUAGAAUAAACUCCAACAGGUGCCAGACAGACGUACCUCAAAAAUGGAAACGUGAACCAGAUCUACCUAAAGUUCCCGUAUACUGUACUUAUUAUCCAAGAGACUUCAAGAUCAACGAAAAUAUUAUAUUUUUGAAUGACACACGUUUACAUAUUACAUAGCACAUUUUAGGAGAAUUUCUCACCAUCACUAUUCAUAUUAUUUGUGUUUGUAUUAAGACGGAAUCCCAUGGAAUGUGGCGUGUCACUCUUCGUCAAUUCACGUCGGCAAAGAGAAGUAGAACAUGGAUAAUAGUCAAAUGAAAAGAGACCACAAUUCACGCCCCGCGUUACUCUGAAAUUAAUGCCCACCACCAGUGCUGGCGGAAGAAUUUUAAUAAGUUAGUUAAUUCAUAUAAUCAUAAAAAUUCCAACACAACGUCUUUAGACCACUCCAUAGUAAAAUGACCACGGCACUGGCCGUACCAGUCUCUAACCGAGUCGGAAGGGUUGGAUAGGUACGUACCUGUUCUGUAUCAGCUUAUGACUUCCUUUGAACUGCGUUCAUUUCUCUUCCACCGAUCCAUGCCGGUCAUAAAUAGAGAGUCCCAUCCUAGCCCAAGUAUCGUAAAGCACAAAUUUUUAGUGAAAUAAUUAUAUUUCACGUUACGUUGAUUGCUGUCUUUAUUUUUUAUCUUUUUCUAUUACGUAUUUUCUAUUUCUCUUUACCUACCACGACACGUUCUAUGGGAUCUCAGAUUUAUAUAUUUACAUCGAUAUUAAUUAGAUAUAUGACCUUCCAUUCGUAAGAUCAGUUAUAAGUUACCAAGCAUAUGUAUUUAUAUUGGUGGGAUUUAAAUGUAUUUUAUUAUAUUAACAAAAUAUAAACCUUCAAGACAAUAAAGACAAAAUAAUGGUGAUUGUUACAGAUAUUAAAUAUUUACAGUACCUUUUUAAAAAUAGAUCAAUGUUGAGCUCUGCUUUUGACUUUUAAGAGCCCCUGUUUCGCUCCUACAUAUUAUUUAAUUAUAGGAGCUUUUCAUAUUAUUUUAACUUUUCUUUUUCCCCUACUUCUACAGGUAAGAUCAGUUCGGCAAAACUGUGUUUCAUUAUAUUUUCUCCGGGUAAUCUGUUUUGGUUAGUUGCUCUCCUCUAGUAGAAUAACAACGUUCCUCUUAAUCUUGAAAGAUUAUCAUUUCCACAAGGAAAAAGUUUUCCUGUAGUUCGCUGUAUAUCAUGUAGUACAAAAAACGGUAAACUCCUUUAUAAAAGGUAUAUAUUUAAAAUCCCUAAAAAGGGCUACAUCACGAUCACAUAACUAGUUUUCGAUUAUUUUACCAAUCAUCAUCAGUGCUUACCUAAAAUGAAUAUAACCUGGUAAAAUAAAGCAAAGAUUUUUAAAUUUUGAUUACGUUUAAGAAAAGUUGUAGGGUAUACACACGUGAAAUUGACAUGCUCACCACCAAGAUAUAACUUUAUAAAAAUAUGUGGGUCAAAGCCCUGUACAAGUAAUCCGUCAAGGAAACAUCGGUUGAAAAUGCUAACUUAAGCAUGGAUGUUCAAAAUAUUUUACUGAGGCAUAUUAGUAAAAUAUUUUAAACAUCCAUGCUUAAGUCAGUAUUUUCAAUCGAUGUUUCCUUGACGGAUUACUUUUACAGGGCUUUAACUCACAUAUUUUUAUAAAAUUAUAUCGUGGUGGUGAGCAUGUAAAUUUCACGUGAGUAUAACCUACAACUUUUCUUAACCGUAGUCAAAAUUUCAAAAUCUUUGCAUUAUUUUACCAGGUUAUAUUCAUUUUAGGUAAGCACUGAUGAUGAUUGGUAAACCAAUCGAAAACUAGUUAUAUGAUCGUGAUGUAGCCCUUUUUAGGGAUUUUAAAUAUAUACCUUUUAUAAAGGAUUUUACUGUUUUUUUAUUAUCAUUUCGUUUGCUUCAGGUCAACUUGAUUUUUUCUUAUUGAUGAUAUGUCGGAGAUUAUUCUAUUUUAUUUAUUUCAUUCGAAUAACGCGUUUUUAUUCAAUUUUUCCUUUCAUUGCAUGUAGUCUUCCAUGCAAGUGUUUCUCAUCUAACUUUUCUUUUUUUCCUUUCGGUGUCAUAUUAGAACUCUGUAACGGUGGCAAUUAUACAGGGUGUAACAAAAAUACAGGUCAUAAAUUAAAUCACAUAUUCUGGGACCAAAAAUAGUUCGAUUGAACCUAACUUACCUUAGUACACAUAUGCAUACAAAAAAAGUUAAAGUUACAAAAUGAAAAUCGAUUUUUUCCGAUAAUAUAUCGAAAACUAUCACAGAUUUUUUAAUAAAAAUGAUCAUCUGGUAUUCUUAUGGCAGGAACAUCUUAAAGAGAAAUUAUAGUAAAAUUUGUGAACCCCAUAAAGAUUUUAUGGGGGUUUUGUUCCCUUGAACCCCCCAAACUUUUGCGUACGUUCCAAUUAAAUUAUUAUUGUGGCACCACUAGUUAAACACAUUAUUUUUAAAACUUUUUUCCCUCUUAGUACUUUUUCGAAAAGCUAGUUUUUAUCGAGAUAUUUUGAAUAUUUGUCAAAUCCACCACAUAUUUGUAUACUGACAAGAGACCUAGUAGUUUAAAUGAAAAUUUAUUUAUAAAUUACAGUUUAAGAUAUAUUUUGAACUAUAUUAGAAAAGAAGCCAUAUCUCGAUAAGAGUGUCUUAUCAAAAAAAGACUAAGAGGGAAAAAAGUUUUAAAAACAUUGUGUUUAACUAAUGGUACCGCAAUAAUAGUUUAAUUGGAACGUACACAAACAUUUGGGGGACUUAAGGGCACAAAACCCCCAUAAAAUUUUUAUGUAAAUAUAUUAAAAAAGAAGCCGCAACUCGAUUAAGACUGGUUUAUCAAAAAAAUACUAAGAGGCAAAAAAGCUUUAAAAACAUUGUGUUUAACUCAUGGUACCACAACAAUAAUUCAAUUGGAGCGUACAUAAAAGUUUGGGGGGGUUUAAGGGAACAAAACCCCAUAAAUUUUUUAUGGGGUGCACAAAUUUUACUAUAAUUUCUCUUUAAGAUCUUCCUGCCAUAAUAGUGUCAAAUGGCCAUUUUCGAUAAAAAAUCUAUAAUAGUUUUCGAUAUAUUGGAAAAAAUCAAUUUUCAUUUUGUAACUUCAAAGGGCUACAACUUUUUUUGUAGGCAUAUUUGUACUAAGGUAAGUUAGGUUCAAUCGAACUAUUUUUGGUCCCAGAAUAUGUGGUUUAAUUUAUGACCUGUAUUUUUGUUACACCCUGUAUUAGCGAGUUGUUCACUGUCUUCAGUAAAUCGGAAUAUUUGUUCGGCAUUGCGCAUUCCUGUCCAAUCGCGAAUGAUCUUGAGCCAUGAGAUCUGCUUCUUUCCAAUUCCUCUGCAGUCCCCGAUUUUAUCUAUCAUGAUAAGCUAAAAGAUUCUCUACCGGUCGCUUCUAAGAAGAUGCCCUCGGUAUGCAAUUUUUCUUAUAUUUAUAAUGUUAGGUAACUCACGAACGUCUUUUCUCUAUUUAGUAAAGCUUAGUUGGUCUGAAUCUCGGUCGAGGAUAUUCGAUGCAUUAUAUGUAACCACAUCUCAAACGCUUCUAGGCGAUUGAUCAUAUCAGCGUUCAGAGACCAGGUCUCGAUGUCAUGUAAUAUCUUAUUACAAGAGAUUAAAAUAUAAUUAAAAAAAUCAAUGAGAAAUACCCAGUAGUUGGCUGUAUACCAUAAUUAAUAAUCAUACAGAACAAGUAAAAACUUCGUUUGUAUAAUGAUAUAAAAAGUUUAUUGAAAAACUAUUAAAAAUUCAUCCAAAAGGAUUCGCAAAAAGUUUUCGAUCUAGAUCAGAUCAUCUUCAGUGCCUAGAAUGAAGUAUGUCCACUUUUUGCAUUGAUUCUAACGUGGAAAUACUUCGUUUUAGGCACUGAAGAUGAUCUGAUCUAAAUCGAAAACAUUUUGCGAAUCCUUUUGGAUGACUUUUUACUAGUUUUUCAAUAAACUUUUUGUACCAUUAUACAAACGAAGUUUUUACUUGUUCUGUAUGAUUUAAAAUAUAAUUCUUUAUUAUAUGGUUUUUGAUCUAAAGUUGUAACUAAUCUUAUAGACUUUUUGAAUAACCUAGACUCAUUGUUUUCGUGACGAAAUUUUCGUAUUGAAUUCCUUAGCUUUGAUAUUGAUUUGAUAUUAUAAUAUAUCGUUUGUAUAUUGUUAUCCGCUACUGGGACUGCGUCAUUUACAUAAUAAUAUGUCUUUAUUACUUGUUCUCACUUUGGCAUAUUUUUCUUUUUAGACGUUUUAACAACUCGUCCAAUAUAAGAUCGAAUAUAUUAGUAGGUAUAGGUAUAUAGAUCUAGUGAAUCUCUAAACCUGGUUUGUAAUUUAUAUAGUCCAUGUGGUGAGACCGCUCCCGUCUGAAAAAAUUUCUGAUUCAGUUUCUUUGUGGAUUCAUAUUCAAAAAUGUCCCCUUUAAACAAAUCUGAAGGGUGGCGGGCCGAAUUUUUGGGCAGAAAUUGUUUAUCGAAAAUACGAAUUUUCGAGGCUUAAAAACUCCUAUUUAAAUUAGUAUUUUUGGGGUUGCCAAAUACUUAAACUGUAUUUUUUCAUAUAGUAUUUCAUAAUUUAAUAUAGUACAUUCAUUUUCAAGAUCCCGAAAAGUGAUCGGGUCUAACUUCAAUUUAGACCGUUGUUAUUUAAUUGUUAAUUAUGCAUGUCAGAUUUUUUUGCCGGUGCGGCGCACUCUAUUUCAACGAUCUGCUAUUUUCCGUCGAAAAAUAUUUUUUUAGAUUCUUUGGGACAUUAUAAAUAAAAAAAGUUUCUUGUCAUUUUUCUGAAAAGUUAAUAGUUUUAAAGUUAUAAGCGAUUAAAAUUCAAAAAUGCAUAUUUUCACAUUUUUUGGAUAUUAAAUCGCUUAUAACUUUAAAACUUUUGAGAAAAAUGACAGGAAACUUUUUUUAUUUAGAAUAACCCAAAGAAUGUAAAAAAAUAAAAAAAAAAUUUUUCGAAGGAAAAUAGCAGACUGUUGAAAUAGAGUGCGCCGCACCGGCAAAAAAAUCGGAUAGACAUGCAUAAUUAACACAUAAAUAACAACGUUCUAAAUUGAAGUUAGACCAGAUCACAUUUCAUGAUCUUGUAAAUGAAUUUUUAAACUACAAUCUAAGUACAUGGCAACCUUAAAAAUACUAAUUUGAAUAGGAGUUUUUAAGCCUCGAAAAUGUGUAUUUUCGCAUUUUCAGAUUUUAAAUCGCCUAGAACUCGAAAACUAUCAAUUUUUUAGAAAGAUCAGAAGAUGCCUUUCUUGUUUGGAAUACCCCAAACAACCUAAAAAAAUAUGUUCCUGGGCAAACAAAGGUGAUCUUUUGUAUUUGUUUAAAAAAUUGUUUAAACAAUUUCUGCCCAACAAUUCCGCCCGGCACCCUUCAGAUUUGUUUAAAGGGACAUUUUUGAAUAGGAAUCCACAAAGAAACCGAAUCAGAAAUUUUUUCAGACGGGAGCAAUCUCACCACAUGGACUAAUAGGUUCUGUAUAACAAUGAGAUGAAAAUUUGUGAUAAGCUUUAUUGCUUUGCAUUUUAUGAUUGCCAUUUUCUUAUUGUGUAAAAUGUAUUGAUUGUAUGAUUCUAAUACCCAAACCUUACAAUUAAUUUAUUUUUUGUUAGUAUAAAAAGUAAAAUAUCCUACCAGAAGAAUUAUUGAGUUAUGUCUAUAAGUUAAAAAAAGUACAAAAUAUUGUUAAAAAAUUGUUUACCAUUAGAGUCUAAGAAUAUAAGAAGUUGUUUUUAGAUAUUAGUAUUUUAUAGACUUCCUACUCGUGUUAUAUCAGACAUCUCGUAACGCGACAAUUCGUAACAGGACAAAUGGUAACAGACAAAUCGUAACAGCGACAGUUCGUAACGGUGACACUUCGUAACGGCGACAGUUCGUAACUAUACAAAUUCGUAACGGACAAUUCGUAACUUCAAAAUUGAAUUAUUCUGUUUAUUUUUGUGUUAACAUGGAAAUGGAAACUACAAAACGGUUAUUGCAGUUUUAAUUAUGUUUAUCGAUUUAACGAAUCGGUACCGGGAUAAACAUGUUUUUCUACAACCGUGUUAAAAAUGCAAUUUUUAGAACUCCAUACGAGCGUUAAAAAUGCUACUUUAAGGCACUAGUGCUUUAAAAAUUUUAUGGCACUGCAGUUCGUAUUGACCGUAUAGGCAAUUUUGAUGUAAUGUCAAAAAAAUAUAAAAAUGGAAUGUCAGUCAAGUUCAAGUAAAAGUUUUUGUAGAUAUUGUCCUGUAAUUACGUUUGUAGAAAAAAUAUUGUAUGUUAUGCGUGUUAAAAAGUACAUUUUUAAGGCACUCAUGUGAAUUGCAGAACUCGCUUCGCUCAUUCUGCAAACUUUCACAUGCGUACCUUAAACGUGUACUUUUAACACUUAUAUCAUAAAUAACUAUUAACACAUUUCAUAUUUCGUGUUUCAGAAGAUAUUAAAAAGUCUUUAAACACAAACAAAUAUUUAAGUACAUACACACUUUUAACAAUAUUUUUAAAAGUGUAUCCCUUUUAUUUUUCCUUAAAUUUGCAUAUACCUAGACAAAGGGAUAAUAAAAAAAUUAGUGAAAUCUUUAAGGAGACAACCGUCUUUAGACAUUCCCAAAUUUCUAAGUAAACUUUUUUGUAGGAAAGAUUAUAAUUACCUUAUCCUGAUACUGAUUCGUUAUUGAUAAACAUAAUUUCAUUUAUAACUAUAAUAACAGUUAGUUUCCACGUUAACAAAAAUAAACAGAAUAAUUCAAUUUGGACGUGACGAAUUGUCCGUUACUAAUUUGUAUAGUUACGAAAUGUCGCCGUUACGAAGUAUCGCCGUUACCAACUGUCCCUGUUACGAAUUGUCCAUUACCAUUUUGUCCUGUAACGAAUUGUCACGUUACGAGAUGUCAUGGAACCAUUAUUAUGUCUGGCUCUAUGUAGGUAUAUUUGUUUUGAUUGUAUAUACUUGUUUGUGCUCUAUGUGCUAUAGAAUAUAAUAAAUAUCUUUAUACAGUAAAA